GUGCAGCCACCUCCACACUCAUUCAAUCCCACAGCUCAUAAAAGAAAAGUCAUCCCACAUCUGCUACUCUUGACACGAACCAAUGGUACUUCCAAUGGAUAUAAAUCAAACCAUUUCCCUUCUCAUAAAAUUCAAUCAAUCUAGUGAGAAAGCGAAAGAAGAAAAACUAUGGCUCAUCAUCCAAUACACCAAGCAAACAAGACUGGACCAUUUGGCAACCUAACAAAAGAUGAGUUUUACAGGCUGCACAGAGUUAAGCAUGAAGAAACAUUCAUGACAAACAACAAGAACAUGAGGAUCUUCACACAGUCAUGGCAACCAACCUCACAGGAAACUCAAGUCAUCGGCCUGGUUGCCAUGAUUCACGGUUACUCCUCGGAGAGCAGCUGGAUCUUCCAGCUCACCGCCGUUGCCAUUGCCAAGCUUGGGUUCCAUGUCUUUGCUCUCGACCUCCGUGGCCACGGUUACUCCGACGGCCGCCGUGGCCACAUCUCUGAUAUCAACCCAAUCAUCCAAGAUUGCAUCCAAUACUUUGACGCCGCCCGAUCAGCUCACAGUCAUCUCCCGGCCUUUCUCUACGGAGAAUCCCUUGGUGGCGCCAUUGCGACUCUCAUUGCAAUAAAUCAAAAACAUACAUGGAAAGGUCUAAUACUAAAUGGGCCAAUGUUCGGAGUAUCAGCGAAGUUUAAACCGAUAUGGCCAUUGGAGAAGUUCCUUCCGGCCGCUGCGAUGGUUGCGCCGAGGUGGAGAGUGGUGUUGACGAAGUCAUUAGUGGAGAAGAGUUACAAGGAAAAAUGGAAGAGAGAGCUUGUGAGGAGGAGCCCAGAGGCUCAAAAGUCCGAGCAUCCACCUGCAAAGACAGCGUUGGAGAUGUUGAAGGUUUGUGAGAGGAUUGGAAAGAGGUGCAAAGAGUUGGAGGUGGCGUUGCUGGUGGUACAUGGGAGGGAUGAUAGCGUCUGUGAUUUGUCGGCAGUUGAGAAGGUAUUUAGUAUGGCGGGAAGCCAGGAUAAGCGUUUGGAAGUUGUGGAUGGCAUGUGGCAUCAGAUGAUUGGUGAUACCCUGGAGAUUGUUGAGUUUGGGUUUGAGGUAAUUUUCAAUUGGCUUGUGGAAAGGGCCAGGAGAUUUACUUCAUAACUGUGUCUGAAAUUGGUUUUUCCAUGAUUAUUAAGGAGAGGAAUUGUGAUGUUUUAGUUGUGUUUUGAGUUGUAGUCUCAGGGUUGUAUGAUUGGAUAAACCGGGUACACAAAUGGACUCUGUAUAUUUCCUUGUUUUUUAUAUCCUUAAAGGAAGAGAGAAAGAGAGAGAGAGAAGGUUAAAAA
Dioscorea cayenensis subsp. rotundata (Guinea yam) is the source of this 1319-nucleotide messenger RNA. RefSeq names its product caffeoylshikimate esterase-like. Gene Ontology annotation, molecular function: lipase activity. The record is from RefSeq and is a predicted model, not a curated record. Gene Ontology annotation, cellular component: membrane. NCBI's taxonomy places the organism in Eukaryota, Viridiplantae, Streptophyta, Magnoliopsida, Dioscoreales, Dioscoreaceae. The transcript is spliced from 2 exons. The coding region runs from base 169 to 1134 and encodes 321 amino acids.